CUCGCGCCGCGGAGGCCGGGAACGCUGGGGCGCGCGGUGCCGAACGGGUCCAAAGGGGCUUGAGGCGGGCGGCGGCGGCGGCACAGCCACCGGGCUGGGCUGCGCGGCGCCGGGCGAGGGAGACCCCCAGCUCCGGUUUUGAGAUGAUGGGAUUGGGAAACGGGCGUCGCAGCAUGAAGUCUCCGCCCCUUGUUCUGGCUGCCCUGGUGGCUUGUGUGGUUGUCUUGGGCUUCAACUACUGGAUUGCAAGCUCCCGGAGCAUGGAACUCCAGACACGAGUCUUAGAGUUGGAAAACAGGGUUCGCAGGGCGGCCGCAGAGAGAGGUGCUGUGGAGUUGAAAAAGAACGAAUUCCAGGGUGAGCUAGAGAAGCAGCGAGAGCAGCUAGACAAGAUCCAGUCCAGCCACAACUUCCAGCUGGAAAGCGUCAACAGGGUCCACCAGGAUGAGAAGGCAGUUUUAGUGAAUAACAUCACCGCAGGUGAGAGGCUCAUCAGAGAUCUGCAAGACCAGUUGAAGGCCCUGCAGAAGAGUUACGACAGGCUGCAGCAAGACGUCAUCCAGUUCCAGAGGAACCAGACCAGCCUGGAAAAGAAGUUCUCCUAUGACUUGAGCCAGUGUAUCAACCAAGUGAAAGAGGUGAAGGAGCAGUGUGAAGAGCAGAGAGAAGAGAUUGCCAAAAAGAGAAAAGAAGCUGCAGCUUCCAGGGACCUGGGUGAAAAGAAAGACCAAAAUCCACAGCUCCACAUUCUCAGUGAGUCCCAGCCCAGACUGCAAGAAGCAGGCCAGCCACCGGCCCAAGUGCCACAAAGAAAAGGACAUGUGCCUAACAGUGUCAGAUCUCCAUCAACCCCCAAUUCUGAGGUGGUUUUGGACUUGAAGGGAGGGAAGAAAGAUGACACCAACGAGAUCCAGGAUAUCAUCGAGCCUCAGAGAGACAGUCUGGGGCUGCCCCAGGAUCCAGGCCAACCACAGGCUGCGGCAGGCAGGCUUGGUGCCGGCUUUGUGGGAGCUGGCAAACUUGGCCCAACUACUCAGGCACCAGCCGCACUGCUGGCAAGGCCUGCAGACCAGGAGCCUGAGGAUCCUGAGGAUCCUGAGCGGGAGCAGCUGGUUAUCCGAGACGGGGAAGAGCAGGAUGCUUCGGAGGAAGGGAAAAAAGCACCCAAACCAGGAGAGAAUGAGUACAAUGUGGAAGAAAAUGAGGGAGAAUCUGAAAGAGACAAGCAGGCCGCCCUUGCAGGGAAUGACAAGAACUCAGAUGUUUUUAAUGCUGAAGAUCGGAAGAGGGAUACCAUAAGUUUACUUUAUCAGCAUGAAAGACAGAAUCAUACACUCUAAAUCAAAACUGGAAUUAUAUCGUGGCAGAACUGAAGAGACAAAACUACAAAAACACGAGUAACUCAGUACUCAGAACUGUGAAAUGUGCUACAAAAUGUAUACCUAAAGAUGAUUAUUGUGGUUUAGUAUGUACUUUA
Perognathus longimembris pacificus (Pacific pocket mouse) is the source of this 1477-nucleotide messenger RNA. It is a transcript of the gene Golm1, whose product is annotated as golgi membrane protein 1. The transcript is spliced from 10 exons. Gene Ontology annotation, cellular component: Golgi apparatus. Lineage: Eukaryota; Metazoa; Chordata; Mammalia; Rodentia; Heteromyidae. Bases 144 to 1340 code for a protein of 398 amino acids. The record is from RefSeq and is a predicted model, not a curated record.